Molecule: messenger RNA, 506 nt
Organism: Gasterosteus aculeatus aculeatus (three-spined stickleback)
Lineage: Eukaryota; Metazoa; Chordata; Actinopteri; Perciformes; Gasterosteidae
Source: RefSeq, a predicted model, not a curated record
CAUGAUGAAUGUAUCAACUCGCUCAGGCUGAUGGGAGGAGGCUUUCUGAAGAAGCACAACUAGGUUUAGAGGCGACUGGUGGGUUGGACUAUAAAGGGGGAGCUUUGGCAGAGUGGACAUCUUUUCUCCAAGUGCGCAGUUGAUUAAACAUCGGUUCUUCCCGUCUGUUCAGGAUGCAUUUUUAUGGAGCGCUGAUCCUGUUUGUGACUGUGUCUGCGGCAUGUGGACUGACCUGCUACUCAUGUGAUGGCAAAGGCUGCAACAACGUCACUUGUUCCCCCGGAUUGGAUCGUUGUAGCAGCAUCAGGCAUAAUGCUCUUGUCACCAAGACCUGCUCGAACAGUGCAGCAUGUGUUGCACCGACAACCUGCUGCUCCACUGACUUGUGCAACGGAGCCACACCCGCCGCCUCCAGCUCCACUGACUUGUUCACCGGAGCCACACACGCCGCCUCCAGCAUCCUCCUCCUGAUGGCAUCAUCGGCCAUCGUCACGCUCUUUCUCUGA